Molecule: messenger RNA, 3849 nt
Organism: Coprinopsis cinerea okayama7#130
Lineage: Eukaryota; Fungi; Basidiomycota; Agaricomycetes; Agaricales; Psathyrellaceae
Exons: 15
Coding region: 1-3849 (1282 amino acids)
Biological process (GO): proteasome-mediated ubiquitin-dependent protein catabolic process; DNA repair
Cellular component (GO): site of double-strand break; nucleus
Molecular function (GO): nucleic acid binding; protein binding
Source: RefSeq, a predicted model, not a curated record
AUGAAGAUCGUAACCACUUUUCACCCAUCUUCGUCAGUGGUCAGCUCAGUCAAAUGCCGAUUGGCCUCUCGAGACCUUGAGCAUCUCGUCAUCGCCAAAUUGGAUAGGAUAGAUGUGUAUUCCCUCCAACCAAGUGGUCUGCAGCACGAGUGCGGUAUCGAUGUAUGGGGGAGGGUUCUCUGUGUAAAGGUGCUACCCAUACCUGGGACGGAUAGGUCCAAAUUGGUUCUAAUGACAAGUCACCCAGACCCAGAGCUCGUAUUCUUCUCGUACAGAGAUAACGUAGAGGGAGGGGCCCAGUUGAAAGUGACCAAGUCGUUAUCGCUGUACGAGCGAUCAUCCCGAACGGCUGAAUUCUUCAAUGACCUUUUGAUUCACCCCUCUGGAACACUAGCUAUCGCAAGCUGUUAUGUUGGCAAACUCAGGAUAGUUAAACUGGAAGGUGGUGACUGGGUUGAAGACUAUGAUUAUACGCUUCCAGAACUCAAUGUCCUCUCCAUUGCAUUCCUACCCACCGAAGAAUAUUCUAUCGCCAUCCUCCAUGUGGAUCUUCAAUCUCGUGUUCAACUUCUCGCUCGCGAAAUACCAGAAUCCUCAGACUCAGAUUUCUCAAUACGCCCAUCGACCGUUCUGAAUCCAACGGUGAUCUCGAAUAAAUCUAUUCCCUUCCCCACCGAGUACAUUCCCAAACUCGUCGCAGUGCCAGCCGGACAAUAUGAAGAGGUAGACGAUGAUUCGACCUUCUUGGGAGGGGUAUUAGUCAUCGGAGGGCGGAAAAUACUCCUUUACGAACUAGCCUCCGAGGAAAGCAGAGAAAAGCAGAAAGGGAAGGCAGCGAGGUUAGAGAAGAUGCUGGCCGAUUCAGACAAGGCUCAGGAGGCAAGGGCGAAACAGGCUGAAAGGGAGGGCAGGAGAAGGAAGCCUACAGCAUCUGUGGUAUGGCCUUGGGACGAAGUGGCAACAUGGUGUGUGAUCGACGACUCGCGUUUUCUCAUUAGCGAUGUUUGCGGUGGCCUCUCCUUACUCGGCGUUGACAACGUCAAGACCAAUGGGAUGACCCUUCUUCCUUUGGGAAUGACAUCCCCACCGACAAGCCUCACCUACCUGACCAAUCAAGUCAUCUUCGUUGGUUCUCACCUAGGCGAUUCCCAACUCGUGCAGGUCUCGUCAACACCCAAUAAUCAGGAUGGCCCGAUGCUUGAUAUAUUGCCAGAAAUCAAGACUGUUGCCAGAAACAUGCCUGCCCCUAGUCGCGAUAAAGGCAAGGGACGCGCGAGCGACGAAGCUAUGGAUGUGGAUGACGAGGACGAUGACGACAUCUCUCGAGGGCGAAUAAUAAAGCCAGAAGGCUCUCAUCUCCACGUAUUGCAUUCCUUCAAGAACAUUGCACCCAUCAACGAUGCUGUAGUCGUCGAUGUUGAAGGGAACGGUCAGAACGAAAUUGUCACCUGCUCUGGCGGCUAUACCAGUGGUUCAUUGAAUAUUGUUCGCAGCGGAGCAGAGUAUCAUGAAGCCGCAACCCUCCCGGGAGUUUGCAACGUUAACUCGCUCUGGACAAUCAAGUCUAAUUUUGAAGACACCAUUCAUUCCCAUAUCGUCGCAUCCACCCAUGAUCGCACCUUAUUGUUCCGUAUCAAAGACGAUGGGAGAAACACUACGUUCACCCUGUUGGACUCGACCGCAGCGCGUGAUUUCAUCACCGACCAGCCCACUGUUGCCUUGGCCAAUGUCAGGAAGCGAGUGUCAGUGGAGAGAAAGUCUGUAUACAGAGACUGUAACUGGGUAGUUCAAGUCACUGACAACGUCGUCAACCUGCUGGAGCACGAUGUCGUGUUGGGAGGGUUCAAUAAGCGGGCAAGUUGGUCACCGCCCAGCUCUGUUGCACCUCGACCAGUCGAAAUUGUGGCAGCUGAUAUCAAUCCAACUCAGGUUGUGUUGGCUCUGAGUGGUGGAAGACUGGUCGUCCUCCGGCACAACGAGGAAGGUACCGCAUUCGAAUUAGUGGCAGAAAAGAAUACUCUCCGAGAAAUCUCAGCAGUCUCGUGCCAGGCUGCAGACACCAAGACACCAUACACCAAAGUCUUCCUCGUCGGCUACUGGGAGCAAGUUGCAGAAGCAGAUACCGACCGGGACACUGUCGUCGAGAUCCUUGAAUUGGAGAGACGGUCCAACCCCGGGUCAGGCACACCUUCGUUAACUUGCCUCGUCAAGGUCUCUAAGAAAUACGUGCCCGCCCUUCCGCGAUCACUCUUGCUCUACUCUUUCGGUGUCCCUGAUAGCGAACCUACAAACUUGAAACCCAACUCGCAGCCCACACAUUUGUUCUGCGGACUUGCGGAUGGCUCUGUUGCGCAUUUCGUGGUGUGGAAGGAUGGAGGUUUGAAUGUGACUGAUUCUAAAAUCGUGCCGCUGGGUACGACACCUGUGAAGUUUAGCGCCUGCGUAGUGGAUGGGAAGAGGUGUGUUCUGGCAGUUGGGAAUAGGGCGAGUAUAUUCUCGUACGAACGGAAACGAAUGGCUCAUUCGCCGGUCAUGUUAAAGGACUUGAACGCCGCAUAUCCUUUAAACACGCACACCUUCCCCACCUCCUUCAUCCUCGCUAAUCAUCAAGGGUUGACGAUUGGUUCUGUCAAGGAGAUAGGAAAGAUUUCGAUUCGAACAAUUCCCCUAGGCUACGAUAACCCUCAGCGCAUCGUUCACAUUCCACUUCUUAGAGCGUACGCCGUAGCGUGUGCGACCUACACGCCGGUUCGCGUUGGCGAUGCUGAGGCAUUUAAGGGAUCUUUGAAACUCUUGGACGACCUUACCUUUAAACAACUGUCUCAAUACAACUGUGACUCGGAUGAGGUCAUCUCCGCUCUGACGACGUUCACGGAAGAGAUAUCGGGAAAGGAAACCCCCUUACUCGUCGUUGGCACUUCUUCGUCGAGCCAGGCGAGAUUGCUUGUGUUUUCUGUCGCUUCGUCGGAAGCAUGUCAAGAAUUGACUUUGAUCACUUCCCUGGAGGUCAAUGGACAGCAUGUAAAUUCGCUGUGUGUUAUGGGAAACUAUGUGCUUGCCGCUGUGGAUUGUGCAGUGUUCUCUUACAAGUUCAAGGGAAGCUCAGACGACACAGAUAGCCAAUCCUCUGAACUGAAAGAGGUCGGCGAGUGGAAUCACAACUAUAUCGUUCGAUCUCUAGGGUCGUUCAACAACAGCCUCGUCAUCGGCGACAUCGCAAGCUCGGUUUCGUUGGUGAACGUGAACAAGGGUCAAUUCACUCCUAUCGCGAGGGAUUAUGCGCCUCUGUUCCCUUACGCAUUGGAAGCAUUGAGCGAGAACGCUCUCAUCGGUGGCAAUGAUGCGUCGAAUCUUUUCACGUUCUCACUUGGACAAGGGGGUAUGGGUCGUAAAGUCCUUGAAAGAGAUGGCAGUUUCUUCCUAGGAGAUCUCGCGACGAAAUUCAUCCGAGGUUCAAUAACCACCGACUAUACCGCCAUAGAGGCAUUGGAGCCCAUCGCAAUCUUCUUCACCGGUAGCGGUAGGAUAGGGGCGGUCAUUGAUAUCAAAGAUCAGCAAUUGGCGCUGCACUUGUCUGGAUUGCAACGGAACCUUUCUGCAUUGGUCCAGGGCGUCGGUGCCUCCACUCACACAAAAUUCCGGGCACCGCGUAAUAAUCGAGGUCGUACGGAUGCAGAGGCAGCAGGAUUUGGCUUCAUCGACGGGGAUUUCGUGGAAACUUUCUUGGGUAUGCUUGGAGAUAAGGGGAUGGUGGACAAGGUCAUGACCGGGCAGAGUGCACCGGAGAAGCUCGAAUUCUCGGUGGACGAGUACCAGAAGACCCUGGAAACAUUACAAGGGCUGCAUUGA